AUGGCAGAUAAGCCCCAGAUAAGGCGGCGCUACGCCGACAGCCAGGCAGGCGGCCUGCAGCCCCGUCGAGGCUUUCCUGAUGCUGCAGACUUGCCGCAGCAGCAGCAGCAGCAGCAGCAACCAGUGGAGCAGCAGCAGCAGCCAUUCCAGCAGCAAAGCCCUGGACAGGUCCCGGAGCCUCAGCAGCAGCCGAUUUACGGAAAUGUGUCGGCAGCAGGGCCUCCGCAGCAGCAGGUGUAUGCGCCUCAGCAGCAGCAGCAGCCAUUCAGGCAGCAGCAGCCGCAGCAGAUCUAUGGACAGCAGCAGCAAUUCAGGCAGCAGCAGCAGCAAGCCUAUGGUCAGCAGCAGCAGCAGCAGCCGCAGCAGCCUUACGGGUGGGACGCUGGAGACGCCAAGGGCGGCUCCAUGAGACUCUCGGGGGGCCGUGUGCUUCCCGGGUCGCAGCAGUUGCAGCAGCAGCAGCAGCAGCAGCAGCAGCAGCCGCUGCAGCCGCCGCUGCAGCAGCAGCAGCAGCUGCCGCAGCAGCACAGGGCCCCCUACGGGCAGCAGCCCCAGCCCUACCCUCAGCAGCAGCAUUAUCAGCAGCAGCUGCAGCAGCAGCAGCUGCAGCAGCAGCAGCCCUACUACGCGGGGGGGGCCCCCAUGGAGAGGCCCAGGGCCCCCCAAGUCCGGGGGCCCCCCGUGAGGCCCCCGGGGGGCCCCCUAGAGGGCCCCCAGGCAGCAGAUGGGGCAUAUUACUAUGGGGCAAGCAAAGGAGACUUUCAGCACAAUGAGGCCCCUCUAGCCGGCGCUGCUGCGCACUACGAGGCCCACGGGGGCUUCCCGGGGGGCCCCAUGGGGGGCCCCAUGGGGGCCCCUAUGGGGGGCCCCAUGGGGGCCCCUAUGGGGGGCCCCAUGGGAGGCCCCAUGGGGGGCCAAGCAGGGGCCCUUAAUGGGGCCCCCAUGGGGGCCCCCAUGGGGGGCCCCAUGGGAAGCGACGGGCAGCAGGGCCCCCGUGGUGGUUUGUUUUCGUUGAAGAGUUUGCUGCGUCUUUUCAGCGCGCAGCAGCAGCAGCCAGACACAGCAGCAGCAGCAGCAGCAGCAGCAGCAGCAGGACCCCAAGACGAGCCAGAAGACCCGUUUGAAAACGAGCCGCCGCUGCUGGAAGAGUUGGGGAUAAACCCUCAAGAUAUUUGGCGGCGCAUGAAGGCCGUUUUGCUCUUCAGCAAAGCCGACCACGAGCUGCUCAAGGACAGCGAUUUGUGCGGCCCGCUUUUGAUUGCCAUAUUUCUCGCAGUUCUUCUUUUCCUAGUCCGUAUUUGCUGCUGCUGA
Messenger RNA from Eimeria necatrix, 1311 nucleotides. RefSeq names its product yip1 domain-containing protein, putative. Gene Ontology annotation, biological process: vesicle fusion with Golgi apparatus; endoplasmic reticulum to Golgi vesicle-mediated transport. The transcript has 4 exons. The coding region runs from base 1 to 1311 and encodes 436 amino acids. NCBI's taxonomy places the organism in Eukaryota, Apicomplexa, Conoidasida, Eucoccidiorida, Eimeriidae. The record is from RefSeq and is a predicted model, not a curated record. Gene Ontology annotation, cellular component: trans-Golgi network.